This is a messenger RNA of Linum tenue, 2416 nucleotides long. The record is from the annotation of a GenBank genome assembly. Lineage: Eukaryota; Viridiplantae; Streptophyta; Magnoliopsida; Malpighiales; Linaceae.
UUCAAAGAUUCGUAGCGUUAAAUUUUGUUAAAUUUUCUUCUCACGCGCCCAUCACCCUCUUCCGUCUUUUUUUUUUUUUAUGGUUACCCUCUUCCGUCUUCCCCUUCCCUCUUGUGGCGAAAUCGUCUUCUUCUCCCACUCUCUCUCUGAUUCAAAACUCUGAAUUCUCCUCUUCUCUGAGCCAUACGAACAAUUCCCGAUAAACCUCCCGCGGCCAUAUCCGGCGCCAGCCACCGCCUCUGCAUGAACGCCACCUCAUCUCCAUCAAAGCCUUGACGUCCUCGGAUUCUCUUCCUCUCCCUCCCUCCCUCCCGUUCUCUUUUUCUACUCUCCUUUGCCCGCUGCUGCUUCCUUCUUUCUCUUCCAAUGGCGGUGCUCGACACCCCCGACAACAAUCACAUAAACCCCGCCGCCGCCGCCUCUUCCGAUCUCAACGGCCUUCGACACCGGCCGCCCGCCGACGAACCUGCUUCUUCUUCCGCCGCCGUGAAUCCCCCUGGGCCACCGACCGAUUCCGGAGCUGAGAAGGUGAUUGACGGUCGGGACGGUCAAGUUGCUAGAUCGGAUAUCAAAUUCACGUACCGCCCUUCCAGGCCGGCUCACGUUGUGGUUAAGGAGAGCCCCCUUAGUUCCGGCGCCAUUUUUAAGCAGAGCCAUGCAGGCCUAUUCAACCUCUGUAUUGUAGUGCUGGUUGCAGUCAACAGCAGGCUCAUUAUCGAGAAUCUCAUGAAGUAUGGUUGGUUGAUUAGGACAGGAUUCUGGUUUAGUUCGAAAUCCUUGAGAGAUUGGCCCCUUUUCAUGUGCUGUCUGUCCCUUCCUCUGUUCGCUUUUGCUGCAUAUCUAGUUGAAAAGUUUGCGUAUCGCAAGUAUCUUUCUGAACCAAUAGUUGUUUCCCUUCAUAUACUCAUCUCUGUGGCAGCAGUUGUGUACCCUGUUUCAGUGAUUCUCAGCUGUGACUCUGCAUUUUUAUCUGGUGUGACAUUGAUGCUUUUUGCUUGCAUUGUAUGGUUGAAAUUGGUCUCAUAUGCUCAUACGAACUAUGAUAUGAGGGCAGUUGCCAAGUCAUUUGAAAAGGGAGAAGCUCCUUCUGCUGCUCUCAAUGUGGACUAUUCUUAUGAUGUUAACUUCAACAGCUUGGUAUAUUUCAUGAUUGCUCCUACAUUAUGUUAUCAGCCAAGCUAUCCUCGCACACCAUCUAUCCGAAAAGGUUGGGUGGUUCGCCAGUUCAUCAAGUUGGUGAUAUUUACUGGUUUAAUGGGAUUUAUAAUUGAACAGGCGAGUAGAAGCUCAUACAUUAAUCCUAUUAUCCAGAACUCACAGCAUCCUUUUAAAGGGAAUCUCUUGUAUGGAAUUGAGAGGGUUUUGAAGCUUUCAGUCCCAAACUUGUAUGUGUGGCUGUGCAUGUUCUACUGCUUCUUUCAUUUGUGGUUAAACAUACUUGCAGAGCUCUUGCGUUUUGGUGACCGAGAAUUCUAUAAAGAUUGGUGGAAUGCGAAAACUGUUGAAGAGUACUGGAGAAUGUGGAAUAUGCCAGUUCACAAGUGGAUGGUUCGCCAUAUCUAUUUUCCUUGCCUGCGGCACAAAAUCCCCAAGGGAGUAGCAAUAUUUAUUGCGUUCUUUGUUUCCGCUGCAUUUCAUGAGCUGUGCAUUGCUGUUCCUUGCCACAUCUUCAAGCUCUGGGCGUUUCUUGGAAUUAUGUUCCAGAUCCCACUUGUCUGGCUUACAAAUGUUCUUCAGGAGAAGUUCAAGAGCUCAAUGGUGGGGAACAUGAUCUUUUGGUCAAUGUUCUGCAUAUUUGGCCAACCAAUGUGUGUGCUUCUCUACUACCACGACCUGAUGAACAGGAACGGGAAAGAUGGAAUCUGAAGGGGGAACACUUGGAGCACAUGGUGUGCUCUAUUUCACAAUCUACAGAACAGUUCCACUUGAUUGACUGUUGUUGCUGCCUCGCACCGGGAAAUUAUAUAUACGCUCUUUCAAGAUGAAGAUGUGAUCAUCAGAGAAGUAAAAUCGUCAUUCGUCGGGCACUCUCUCAAACACUGUAUAUCACGGGGAUCCCUUUCGAGACGCUGGGGAACGCAAAGGCAGUUUUGAAACCCAGCAGAGAGCAGAGGCACAUAUAAAGCUAACAACAAGGUGUCUGGCCGUCAUGAUUAGGAUGAAAAGCCAAAGUAGAGCAGGAGAUGGAUGUGGAUUAGUGGUUUAGCAAAAGCUGGGGAAUUUGUAAAUCGAAAGGCUAUCAAAAUGUGUGUUGAUGCUCUGAUCCUCUCAUAGAAUGUUGCUGCAAUGUUGUGGUCCCUUGGCUAAAUACAAAGAAGAAAAUCAAUGGAAGCAUGAUGUGAUGAUGGUCUAGAUAAAAUUGGAGCACAGGUCAAAGCACGGGCAUUACCUGUUUUAGGCAAAUGAUUGUAAAAUC